Oncorhynchus gorbuscha (pink salmon) is the source of this 1120-nucleotide messenger RNA. Its product is annotated as TBC1 domain family member 1-like. Lineage: Eukaryota; Metazoa; Chordata; Actinopteri; Salmoniformes; Salmonidae. Bases 1 to 1083 code for a protein of 360 amino acids. The transcript is spliced from 6 exons. The record is from RefSeq and is a predicted model, not a curated record.
AUGGGGGACCCUGGACUCAGGGGCUGGGGGCCAGAGAAUGAGGGACUCAGGGGCUGGGGGCCAGAGAAUGAGGGACUCAGGGGCUGGGGGCCAGGGAAUGGGGAACCCUGGACUCAGGGGCUGGGGGUCCAGAGAAUGGGGAACCCUGGACUCAGGGGCUGGGGGCCAGGGAAUGGGGAACCCUGGACUCAGGGGCUGGGGGCCAGAGAAUGGGGAACCCUGGACUCAGGGGCUGGGGACCAGGGAAUGGGGAACCCUGGACUCAGGGGCUGGGGGCCAGAGAAUGGGGAACCCUGGACUCAGGGGCUGGGGACCAGGGAAUGGGACAGGGGCUCCUUAGACAGCAGGGGCGUGUCUGUGUGCGGGGUUGGAGACGGAUCACUGGGCGUGGUUCCAGAGGAGAGGAAGAAACGUGGCCGAGCAGAACUGAGACAGCUGUGGAGGAAGGCCAUCCUGCAACAGACACUACUGCUGAGGAUGGAGAGAGAGAACAACAAGAUACAGGCGUCAGAGAGUAAGCGCCAGCGUCUGGACUACGAGGAGAUCACUCCAUGUCUGAAGGACGUCACGCUGGUCUGGGAGAGCAUGCUGGGAACACAGGCCAGGUCGAAGGUCAAGUUCAACACCGACACUGUCCACUCUGCUGUCGAACAGGGAGUUCCUAGACAGUACAGAGGAGAGGUGUGGAAGUUCCUAUCAGAGCAGUUUGUAUUGAGGCAACCGGUUCCUGUCAACAGGCCUGUCAACAGGCCUUAUAAAGAACUGCUGAAACAACUGACCUCCCAACAGCACGCUAUCCUCAUAGACCUGGGUCGUACCUUUCCGACCCAUCCUUAUUUCCAGGCUCAGUUGGGGUCUGGUCAGCUGUCUCUCUAUAACCUCCUGAAGGCCUAUUCUCUACUGGACCCAGAGGUGGGAUACUGUCAGGGUCUCAGCUUCGUAGCAGGAGUAUUGUUGUUGCACAUGGGAGAGGAGGAGGCCUUCAACAUGCUCCAGUUCCUCAUGUAUCAUAUGGGGCUUCGCAAGCAGUACAGACCUGACAUGAUGAUACUACAGGUACCACACCAAGCAGUACAGACCUGACAUGAUGAUACUACAGGUACCACACCAAGCAGUACAG